Sitophilus oryzae (rice weevil) is the source of this 2261-nucleotide messenger RNA. Its product is annotated as solute carrier family 15 member 2-like. Gene Ontology annotation, molecular function: dipeptide transmembrane transporter activity. Bases 58 to 2157 code for a protein of 699 amino acids. Gene Ontology annotation, biological process: transmembrane transport; oligopeptide transport. Gene Ontology annotation, cellular component: membrane. NCBI's taxonomy places the organism in Eukaryota, Metazoa, Arthropoda, Insecta, Coleoptera, Curculionidae. The transcript is spliced from 16 exons. The record is from RefSeq and is a predicted model, not a curated record.
AAAAUAUUUGAUAGAAGUAUUUUUGAAAAGAAGCAAUAAGAAAAAUCUUAAAUUUUAAUGUAUCUAGAUUCCACGUAUCCCACAGCGGUUUUUUGUAUUAUAGCGACGGAAUUUUGCGAAAGAUUCUCAUUUUGUGGCUUGAGAACUAUUCUAUCGUUGUAUUUAAGAAAUGUAUUGGAGUUUUCUGAAGAUGCUUCAACAGUAAUAUAUCACAUCUUUAUAAUGGCUUGCUAUGUUCUUCCUGUAGUGGGUGCAAUAUGUGCUGACAGCUAUUCGGGAAGAUAUAGAACAAUAAGAAACUUUUCUUUGAUUUACUUGGCAGGCAAUACUUUGAUGUGCAUUGCAGCUGUUCCUGUGUUAGACCACAAUCCCAUAUUGCUAUCAUUUCUUGCGUUGUUUCUGAUAGCCGUUGGUACUGGAGGAUUAAAGCCUUGCGUUGCAGCUUUUGGUGCCGAACAAUUUCAGCUACCAGAACAAAAAGAAUUGCUCAGGUAUUUUUUCUCUGUAUUCUAUUUCACCAUCAACCUCGGAGGUUUCGUUGGCAUGAUAGUAACACCUAUCGUCAGGAAAGCUGUCUCUUGUUUCGGAGAUGACACGUGUUAUUUGUUGGGUUUUGGGUUUCCAGCAGUUUUAAUGCUCCUCUCCAUUCUGCUAUUUGUAUUGGGAAAGAAUUUUUACAAACUCAAAACCCCCAAGAAGAACGUCAUUCUCGAAUUCAUUAAAUGUUCCUCGUAUGCUUUAGGUCAAAAACGGAAAUUAUCCAAAAGAAUCAGACAAGAGCAUUGGUUAGACUAUGCGAAAAGCAAUUUUGAAAUGAAAUUAAUCAAAGAUAUGAAAAUAGUGUUUGCUAUCUUGCUUCUGUUCGUCCCUUUGCCCAUAUUUUGGUCGCUCUUCGACCAGCAAGGUUCAAGAUGGACUUUCCAGGCUUCCCACAUGGACGCUAGUGUUCUAGGGAUCCAGAUAGUACCAGAUCAGAUGCAGGUGAUCAAUCCGGCGAUGGUACUAGUUCUAAUUCCGGUUUUUGAUAAAGGGUUUUAUCCGUAUUGCGAGAAAAAAAAUAUUUUGAAGAACCCACUGCAUCGGAUGGCUUUGGGCGGUAUGGCCGCAGGACUUUCCUUUAUUUGUGCGGGAAUUUUGGAGUUGGUUUUGGAAACGACGUAUCCAGAUGUACCGCAAAGGAACCGUAUAUCGGUAAAUGUGAUCAAUACCAUGCCCUGUGAUGUUACCAUUUGGAAUUCUUUAGAUAAAGAACGGAAUUUGGAAUCUGGUAAUAGUAUUAGGUUUCGAAAUAUUUUAAAGCAUAAUAAAACUUCCUAUAAACUCUCAGUCAAUGCACCUAAAAAUUGUGGAAAUAUUUCUUUAACUAAUAAAAAUAUCCAAGUACAAAAAACCCUAGAAGAAUCUCAAGAAGACACAUUUAUCAUAAGUUACGAUGAAAUCAAACAAAUCAGAAGUUAUUUAACUGAUCCUAUUGAUUCUACAAAAUCGAUCAGUGGAAUACCGAAAAUCAGAAUAGAUUAUGUAAAAAAUACAAAUUUGCUUCAGAACAUUACUGUGACUUUUAGAAGUUCUUCUGGAUUAGAAGAUAUGUAUUUUUUGGGAACGGAAAAUCAAGAUUUUGGAGUUAUUGCAUCUCCUUAUAUGGAAAUACCUCAAGGAGUGUACGAAUGUGUGAUUAGUAGUGGAAAUAACAAUCGGGAUUACGAAAAACAUUUUCAUUUAGCUUUUGGUGGAGUGUAUUCGUUAAUUAUUACGGAAAAUCAUGGAAAAGUUGAGUUUGUAAAACUCUUUACCACAUCCGCACCUAACUCUAUCAAUAUUUUGUGGCAGCUUCCCCAAUAUUUCCUUAUAUCAAUAGCAGAAAUAAUGUUUGGAGUUGCUGGUCUAGAAUUUUCCUUCACACAGGCACCCAAAAGCUUGAAAACAGUCACCAUAGCUGGAUGGUACUUGUCUACAGCAGCCGGAAACCUUAUUGUUAUCGUAAUAGCACACGUGUUCAAAAGACAGGCCUACGAAUUUUUCUUAUUUGCAGUGGUCAUAGUGGCCGACAUGGUAAUUUUUACCGAAAUGGCUUCAGGCUAUCAUUUUGUAGAAUUAGAAGUGGACAGUUCAGUUUUGAUUGUCAAUCAGUCGAAAAUUGAGGAGGAAGACCAUUAAAAAGAGGCUAAUCGUUAGAAGAAAAAAUAAGAUUUACUUAACUUUGUCUGAAAUUACUUAUGUAUUAUAAAAAAAAGUAAAAUGGAUACUCAAUAAAAUAGUUU